Messenger RNA from Esox lucius (northern pike), 2845 nucleotides. RefSeq names its product Down syndrome cell adhesion molecule-like. NCBI's taxonomy places the organism in Eukaryota, Metazoa, Chordata, Actinopteri, Esociformes, Esocidae. Bases 98 to 2569 code for a protein of 823 amino acids. The record is from RefSeq and is a predicted model, not a curated record. Gene Ontology annotation, biological process: cell surface receptor signaling pathway. Gene Ontology annotation, molecular function: transmembrane signaling receptor activity. The transcript is spliced from 18 exons.
AGAUCCAAACCCUGUGUUCACUGGAGAGGAAGUUAGUCUGACCUGUUCAGUUGGAUCUGACAGUGUCUGGAGAUAUAAAUGGUACAAAGACAACACUAUGAUUACAGUGUACCAGUCUGAAUACAUUACAUCAGGGAACAACCUCCUCAUCAGUAGUGUUAAAGUGUCUGACCAGGGUUCCUACCGAUGCCAAGGAAACCAACAUGACAGACCCAAAAUUACAUCCUCCAGUAAUCAGGUCACUAUAACUGUACAAGCUCUGCCCUCAGCUACUCUGACAGUAGAUCCAAACCCUGUGUUCACUGGAGAGAAAGUUACUCUGACCUGUUCAGUUGAGUCUGACAGUGACUGGGAAAGAUAUCAGUGGUACAAAGACAACACAGUACAUCAAAGUAUUCUUUCUCAGUAUAGUGGAACCACCCUGACUAUUAAGAGUGUUAAAGAGUCUGACAAAGGUCUCUACUGGUGUCUGGGAAUCAGUAACUCAAGACCCACAUCUUCAUCCAUCAGUAACUAUGUCACUUUAAGUGUUUAUGCUCUGCCCAAAGCUACUCUGAAAUUCCAUCCAACCUCUCCGUUCACUGGAGAGAAAGUUACUCUGACCUGUUCAGUUGGAUCUUACAGAAACUGGAGUUAUAAAUGGUAUAAAGACAGGAGUAAUAAUGCAGUAACUCAGUCUGACAGACAUUCUAUAACAGGAGACACCCUCAUCAUCAGCAGAGUUGAAGAGUCUGACCAGGGUCUCUACUGGUGUCAGGGAGAGAGAACACACAGACCCACAUCUACAUCCAUCAGUGAGUCUGUCUAUAUGUCUGUGAAUGCUCUGCCCAAAGCUACUCUGACAGUAGAUCCAAACCCUGUGUUCACUGGAGAGAAAGUUACUCUGACCUGUUCAGUGGAGUCUGACAGUGACUGGGCAAGAUAUGUGUGGUACAAAGACAACACAUUCUAUCCAAAUAGACUUUCUCAGUAUAGUGGAGCCACCCUGACUAUUAAUAGUGUUAAAGAGUCUGACAGGGGUCUCUACUGGUGUCAGGGAAGACUUAAUUCCAGAGGCACAACUUCAGACACCAGUGAUCAGGUCACUAUUACUGUGUAUGCUCUGCCCAAAGCUACUCUGACAGUAGAUCCAAACCCUGUGUUCACUGGAGAGAAAGUUACUCUGACCUGUUCAGUUGGAUCUUACAGUGACUGGAAAAGAUAUGUGUGCUACAAAGACAAUACAUACUAUCAAAAUAGACUUUCUCAGUAUAGUGGAACCACCCUGACUAUUUAUAAUGUUAAAGAGUCUGACCAGGGUCUCUACUGGUGUAAAGGAAUCCGUUACUCAAGACCCACAUCUUCAUCCAUCAGUAAUUUUGUCACUAUAAGUGUGAAUGCUCUGCCCACAGCUACACUGACAUUAGAUCCAACCUCUCCAUACACUGGAGAGACAGUUACUCUGACCUGUUCAGUGAACUCUGAGAGUAACUGGAGAUAUAACUGGUACAAAGACAGGAUUUAUAUUCCAGUAACCCAGUCUGGCAGACUUUCUAUAAGAGAAAACAGCCUCAUCAUCAGUAGUGUUAUAGUGUCUGACCAGGGUUCCUACCAAUGCCAUGGAUACCUAGAUGACAGAACAGUAUCUACAUCCACCAGUGAUCAGGUCACUAUAACUGUGAAAGCACUGCCUAAUUCUACCCUGACUGUAGAACCAAUCUCUCCGUACACUGGAGAGAAAGUUAAUCUGACCUGUUCUGCUGGAUCUGACAGAGACUGGAGAUAUAAGUGGUACAAUAACAGCAGUAUUAAUGCAGUAACUCAGUCUGACAGACACUCUACAACAGGAGACACCCUCAUCAUCAGUAGAGUUGAAGAGUCUGAUCAGGGUCUCUACUGGUGUCAGGGAGAGAGAGACUCCAGACCCACAUCUACAUCCAUCAGUAAUCAGGUCAUUAUAACUGUGAAGGCUCCUGGAUCCUCUACUUCAUUGCUAGUAGGAGUCGUUGUGGGUCUGGUUGUUGGUGUGUUCCUGUUUGUUCUGCUGGUUCUUGUGUGUCGAUAUAAAAACAGCAAACGUUCCUUUUGUAAUAGAACAUCCUUAUCUCCCCAGACCCAGAUCACCAACCAGGAUCCCCAGCAGGAUCUACUGCAGCAUGGUGGCGCUCACCUCUAUGACACAAUCAAUCCAUCAGACCACAAUGAUAGAGGUGAUGUGACUUAUGCCCUGAUUCAACUCAACCAACUGAAAAAGCAAAAGAAAGGAAAACCAUCUGAUCCAACAGAAAAUCCAGUCUAUUCGGAGGUGCAGACAGAGAACGCAGCAUCUGGACCUGUUGAUGUGACCUAUGCAGAGAUUGACCUCAAUAAGAAGAAGAAGAAGAAGAAGAGAGGAUCAACUCCUCCACCAGAGACAGAACCAGUCUAUUCUGAAGUAAAGCCAAGAAAAGCAGCAUCUGGACCUGUUGAUGUGACCUAUGCAGAGAUUGACCUCAAUAAGAAGACCAAGAAGAAGAAAAAGAGAGGAUCAACUCCUCCACCAGAGACAGAACCAGUCUAUUCUGAAGUAAAGCCAAGAAAAGGUCCUUGAGAGAGAUGAGAAGCAGGAGCCACCUGGGAACAUUUAUGUUUAUACCCACUCUCCAUGUAGACCACAGCAUGUACAGAAGAGUGAACAUGAUGUUUACACCCACUAUUUCAUGUAGAUCACAGCAUGUACAGAAGAAUAAACAUGAUGUUUAUACCUACUCUCCAUGUUGAUCACCACAGCAUGUACAGAAGAGUGAACAUGAUGUUUACACCCACUCUUUCAUGUAGACCACAGCAUGUACAUAAGAGUAAACAUGAUGUUUACACCCACUCUCCA